This is a messenger RNA of Elaeis guineensis (African oil palm), 1487 nucleotides long. RefSeq names its product SAGA-associated factor 29 homolog A. The record is from RefSeq and is a predicted model, not a curated record. NCBI's taxonomy places the organism in Eukaryota, Viridiplantae, Streptophyta, Magnoliopsida, Arecales, Arecaceae. Gene Ontology annotation, cellular component: SAGA complex.
UUGCUUAGAUGCAAGUAAUAAAUAUAAGCUGAACCCUGCAUCCUAUUUGUUUUAUUUUAAUCAUUGAUUGAGAAAAAUGUCGCUGCCGCGAUUUGGGAUUUGGGGGCACUUGGCAUGGAUCGGAACGUUGUGAUCCCGAGUGAUAGCCCACUAUAUACUUCGAGGCCUGGAAUCCGUGGUUAUUUACCUCGACGUUGGUCCCUACUCACCCUCGAUCUUGUUCAGAAAAAAAAAAGAAGGAAAAUUAGAGCAAGAGAGAGAGGGGGAAGAUGUCGGGGAUCGAGAUCAGCGAGCUGUUGGAGAAGUCGAAGGAGCUGGACUCGCUGAAGAAGCAGCAGGAGGAGUACCUCCAGGAAAUCAACAAGAUCCAGAAGAAGCUCCUAUCCACUCCAGAGGUGGUUGCUGAAAAAUCAGGAGAUGCCAUGUUAACUAGGCUCCGGACUUUAUAUAUCCUGGUAAAAGAUCUCUCAGAUAAUGAAGUGAGUGUUUCAAGUGCAUUGAUUGGCCAUCUGGAUGCUUUACUACAAUCAGGACUUUCGGCUGCACAGAGGAAAAAGAUAGAAGUUAGUGAGCAGAAAAAGAAGCGAAUGAAGUCAGAAUCGGAUCUUUCUCGAUUGACUUCUGCUGCAUCUAUGAGAAGCCAACUUGAGCAGGCUGCUAAUUUGAAGGGAGAGCAGGUGGCAGCUAGGGUCACUGAUGAUGCCGAAAAUGCUGAAAAGGAUGAGUGGUUUGUUGUAAAAGUAAUUCAUUUUGAUAAGGAUGCCAAGGAAUUUGAAGUGCUUGAUGAGGAGCCUGGUGAUGAUGAAGAAAGUGUUCAGAGGAAGUACAAACUGCCUAUGUCACGCAUCAUUCCUUUUCCAAAGAAAAAUGAUCCUUCUGGUGCUCCAGAUUUUCUCCCAGGCAGGCAGGUCUUGGCUGUUUAUCCUGGAACUACAGCUUUGUAUAAGGCAACUGUGGUCAAUCACCGUAAGAGGAAAUCUGAAGACUAUGUGCUUGAGUUUGAUGAUGACGAAGAAGACGGAUCUUUACCAAAAAGGAGUGUACCAUUCUACAAGGUGGUUCCACUUCCAUAGGGACAUCGCCAAUGUAGCAAAAUCAUGCAACUGCUAUUAGUCUUCAGAUAUUAACCUUCAAGUGAGAAAUAGACUUUCAUGAUGUUGUAUGUAUGGGCAGUCUAGGUGGUGCUUUAAUCAUUGUUUUACAGUCAUGUCUUCUUCCUCAUGAUGCUCCCACAACAAACUUGUGUGGUUGGAUCGUCAUCAUCAUCACUGGUCUCUAUCACAAGCAUCAAUUACGCAUUAGAGCUAGUAAGUUAAUAUAAAAUCUAAAACAGAUUUUAAUCCAAUAAACAGAUUUUUAGCUGCAAAACCCUUGUUUCUUCCAUCUCGUAUGUCAUAAUCAUAUAGCAUACAUACAGGCCUAUACAUAGGAUGUAAGUGCACUAGAUGGAAAUUGUAAAUGUUAAUUGUAUAGACCUCUUGCUUCCA